Cyclospora cayetanensis is the source of this 4188-nucleotide messenger RNA. RefSeq lists its product as uncharacterized. The record is from RefSeq and is a predicted model, not a curated record. The transcript has a single exon. Gene Ontology annotation, molecular function: protein binding. NCBI's taxonomy places the organism in Eukaryota, Apicomplexa, Conoidasida, Eucoccidiorida, Eimeriidae. The coding region runs from base 1 to 4188 and encodes 1395 amino acids.
AUGAGGGCUCCCCCGAUACAAACACAGUCUGGUUCCCACCUCGGGAAUUCGCAGAGUCCACAGAAUCUACAUUCAGCAAUAGGCUCAUCCGCUUUAGGUGACUCUUCGAUGUCGCAUUUGCUUCGCCUCCCCCGCUGGCUGUUGCUGCCUAUUGCCCGUUUCCUCCCUGCACGCGAUUUGUUGCAGCUGGAGGGCAGUUGCCGGUAUCUGAAGGAAAUCAGCAGCACUUGGGAUGGUCUCUGGCGUCACAAAGUCAUUACGGACUUUGUGCGGCGCUAUGAGAGCCUCCAGGGAGCCCUCGACCUCAUGGGCUCCUCUUGCUCUUGUCACAUCACGGGAGGCGGAUGCUCUCUAAUUCCACCAAAGCCCACUGUUGAAAAAUUUUGCAGCUCUGAAGACCGUUCCAUCUCUCCGACUCCUUCCUUGAACGUUUUUGACUCGGGAAAGGGGCUUGUUUCAUGGACAAGAGAGGGCCCUCAGUGGCCACAAGAGGGUGGCGACGCCUCGGUGCGUCGAAGCACAGCAUACACUCUUACCGUCCACCCGUUUACUUGGCGUGUUCUCUAUUUUAGAGUGUGCAUGCUCUUAAAAAACUUGCGCGGGGGGCUUGCGCACCGGCGGAUCCUGAAGGAGGCCCUCAAGCCACCGAUUCACGUGGCUGUGGAAGGGGGCAUGUGCAUAACCCUGGACUGUCGCCGGCUGCUCUGGUGCAAUGGAGAAGCAUUGCAAUGCUUUGACUUAGACAGGGGUCGCUUGCUUUGGUCUUCCUGGGUAGCGGAGGAACCGUUCGAGCCGACUAGCACUGCAGCAUUCACUGCAGGUGCAGCUGAAGCAGCAGCGGGGGCACAAUUAACGCCACGUAGACUACUAAAUAGUAUCCAGCAGGAGGAAAUCCCUGCGACUGGAGUCAAUGGAUCCCAAAUGCGUUUUCGUGGGGGACCUCCCAAAGUGGCCCCCUUCAACCCUUUGCUAACUGGGCCUGUGGGGGCCUCUCAAGGGUGGCGUUCACGGUGCCACGUGGUGGCUAGUGCUAGCCACGCUUUUACAUUCGUACGAGGGUGGUUGCAGGUAUUUUGUCUGCAAACAGGACUGUACGUGAGGGACCUCUGUGUGGGCCUUUCCCCCAUUCAGACGGCAGCCGCUGCCAGCUGCAUGCCCAUCGAUGUAUGCCAUCGCAGUAAUCAGUUCGCCUUCAUUUCGAAAAUAGGCGCCAUCAUCUAUGACAGUGAAACUCUAGCCCCUCUCUUUGCGCUGCAGCAUGUGGGCACACUCGAGCUGCGGCAGCUGCAACAGCAACAACAACAGCAAAGGAGGGCCUACUUAGGGGGCGAAUGGGUUGGCGGACCACCUCCCCACGCAGAAGGCGGAUUUGACUUCUGCUGGGCAGGGGCUGCAUGCAGAGGGCGUCCUCUACACAGACGCACAGAAUGUAGCCUCGAGCAGCAGCAGUUGCAGCAUCAGCAAGGAGACGCGACGAGACAGAGUGGCGCUACUAGCAACAGCGACCUCUGCAGCUGUUUCUGCCACUUAAACGGUGCAGAAAGAAAUGCUUCCGCAUGCAACGCGAGGGGCUGUUGGGCGAGCUGGAAUACAAAUAGAGGGAGCUGCGGCAGUAGCGGUGGGCUGUUUGCCUCCAGACGGUGCAGAGAUACCGAACUGCAGUGCAGUCUCAAAUGCUGCAGGUUGGGGUGUCGGCAUAUUGUGACUUGGCAUGCGGGAGUCAGCCGGCGCCUUCUCGUCUGGUCCGCCUCUCCUGUGUGCACCGCUGAUGCUUCGCAAGGCCCCCCGAGUUCAGUUGCUCAGUCUCCUCCCUACCUUGCAACGCCUUCUGCGUCUUUUAGUGCUCGCUCUGGUGUCAUAGAAGCACCAGCAAUAGUUUCUACGGCUACCGCCUCCUGCGCACGGCUGGUAUAUACACUGAGGGGCCACACGCGGCCGCUGCUUCGCGUAAGGCAGCAGACUGACUGGAGAGACAUGCAUGAAUACUUCCUUGCAUCCCUGGAUGUCGGGGGGACUGUGCGGGUGUGGCACUCGGCGGCAUUUCCUCAAAAGGAGGCCACAGCAGCAGCAGCAGCGGCGGCGAUGACUCGUGCAUGCGAGCGAGACACCGAAAUCGCUGCGGCACCGCUGCUGCCGGAUCCUCUGCAGCAGCAAGGGGGGCAAAUGAAUGCGGCUGGGAUGCGUCCAAUACACCCUGAGAGCGCAGGCAUCAGUAGCAGAAGGAGGUUUCUCUGUGCGCGACAAGCGGAAGAUGACAGCAAAGAGGCCGCCAUUGGAUGUAUCGCGGUAAUCCCUCCUAUGGACAGUUACUGGGUGCACCGCAUCUCCCUCUCCUGCCAUGGCCUGCUGACGCUGUGCCGUAGAAAGCAGGUGCUGCAGCACUCGCAGCAGCAUCAGCAACCCCUGCUGUUGCUGUGGAUGUUGAAUGCUCCUUCGCUGUCUUCUCUGCGAGCGAGGCGGGGCACCAAGCAAAAGCUGCGACUGGACUGGUCUUCCACGAACCCUGACGCAGUUUGGCAGCAUAUGCUUUCCCGCUGGAAGCAACUCGCUAAAGGCACGACAAAAGACGACUUUGGAUGCAAAGUUGUUGGCGUGUUAGAGGACAGAAGGCGCAAUUUUUCUGGGGCUGACACUGCGAUACGCAUCUCAGUCAAGGCGGCAGCAGAAUCGCAUGCCGUUCCUGAUUCUGCAGCCGUUUUUUUCGCAUCAGCCUCAGAAGCUGCACGUUCUGCAGACACAGCAGCAGCAGCAGCAUCACGACGACCACCACCAUCAUCAGGAGCACCGACUCCUGAGGCUCCAUGUGUUGUUACUGCUGGAAGAACUGCUGGCUUCGCAAUACGUGGGCUCAGUUUGCGUCCGCUGAGCAAUCGCGGCACUGGCAGCAGUAGACGCAGCAGCUCGGAUGGCCCUCGCAGCUUAGGGUCGCAAACAACUGGAAUUUGCUCCCGUAGCAGCAGCGUCCAGGAGCCAGAGGAAAGCAGCCACAGGAGCUUGGCAAGCAAAGGUGGCAACGGCAGCACAGACAAGGGCAGCAAGCGCACCAUUAGAAUCCCGCAAAGCUGCGCAGAGGGCUUUGCAGGAAGCAUGCCCUUGCCUCGUCGCGCAAUAGGCGGCAGCGGCAGGAACAGCGGGCCGGAGAGCACCAGCUCCCAAGUGCAUACACUUGAAAUUUGCGGUGCGUAUUUGUUGCCCAGUAAUGCCUUCUUUGCGGAGUUCAGCGGCGAAGGUCUCAUCUCUGUUUUAUGUGGAGAAGAUGAAGUAAAUUCUACGGAGAGCGUCUCAGGCUUCGCGCCUCGAGUACCCCGGUACAACCCUUUCAAGCGGUCCCUCUCGGAUUGGCUGGUCUUUGAUGUGGAGCGACUGCAGCGGGAGCACAAUAGCCGGGCAGCCUCUUCAUCUGCACGAGCUGCAGCAGCUGCGGACUCAGUUGCUGAGGUGGCAGAUGAAGGGGCAACAGCAGAUGCUGCGGCUGCGCUGUGUGACGAUGCAGCUUUCGCACUAAGGCAGGCAAAGAGGUGCUGCUGGAGGGGAGAUCCCGGUGUUCGCCCCCAAGAGUCCUCCCCGGACAGGCCGCUGCAGGCCUUUUACGAGCCAGCAGCAACACAGUGGCGCCUGCAACAGCAGCAGAGAGCCGCGGAAGAAGCGAAACGGAGGGAAUCUAUCAAGUCGCAUCGGCGACUGGUUCUGCAGUGGAUUGAAAGGCAGCGACGGCGCAGGCACAGAUCUGCAGUUUUAGCAGCGUCUGCUGCUGCACAUGCAGCUAGCCAUGCCGAAGCUGCUGUAUUCGCUACCAACUUGACGGGAGAAGGACACGGGCAUGCAGAAAAUCAAAGAACAGCAGCAGCAAGCGCCCCACUGAGGCCCCUAGCGAUUUCUCCCGGUCCUCAAGGCGCCUCCUCCACCCCCUCAGUCUCCAACAGCCGCACCGCUGCCGCCACAAACGAGAACAGAGCAGAAGUCUCAGCGGUGCCUACUUCACAGAGGAGUCUGCGCUCUCCCUGGCCUGCUUCCGUCGAACCGCAAGCCUUGGAUCCUCUCUCCAGCGUCGCAUGGCUUCGCGAGAAAGGAAAUGCAUGGGCACUUGUGGACUGGAAGGCAGUUCAAGUAGAUGCCAAUGGAUCCUUGGUUAUCUUGGACUUCGCACAUCCGGAUGCUUCUCCUCUCUGUCCGGCUAUAUUCCUCUAA